CGCGCUGCCCACGUGUUCUCCCGCCCGCGCUCUCGGUGCUCAGUCGCCGCAGUGCUCGCGCCGCGGUUCGGCCUUAGUGAGGCACCGGCACGCGCCGCUCCGGCACCCUCGGGCGGCCUGAGGGCGAGCGGAGCCGGGCGGCGAUGAGGGCGAUGAGCUCCCCGUGGGCUCGGUUCUACUCCAACAGCUGCUGCCUGUGCUGCCAUGUGCGCACCGGGACCAUCAUCCUCGGCGUCUGGUACCUGAUCAUCAAUUCAGUGGUACUACUGAUCCUGCUGAGUGCCCUGACCGAUCCUGACCAGUACCACUUAUCAAGUGCUGAAUUAGGGGGUGAAUUUGAAUUUAUGGAUGAUGCCAAUAUGUGCAUUGCCACUGCAAUUUCUCUUCUUAUGAUUCUGAUCUGUGCAAUGGCUACAUAUGGAGCAUAUAAGCAACAUGCAGCCUGGAUCAUCCCUUUCUUCUGUUACCAGAUCUUUGACUUCGCCCUCAACACACUGGUUGCCAUCAGUGUACUUGUUUAUCCAAACACAAUUCAAGAAUAUCUACGACAGCUGGAUGUGCAUGUUAUGUUGAAUUGUCCUAGCCUGGGGAAUGGCUUUCUGGUGUUUCAAGAGAUUUUUUUUUUCUGCAGCCUGCCAUUCAUGGCAGUAAAUCCCACUUGUCUAGUUGUGAUUAUUCUUCUCUUUAUCAGCAUCAUCCUUGCGUUCAAAGGUUAUCUGAUUAGUUGUGUGUGGAACUGUUACCGAUACAUUAACAGUAGAAACAACUCUGAUGUGCUGGUGUAUAUUACCACCAAUGACACUGCGGUGCUGUUGCCACCGUAUGAUGAUCCUGCAAAUGCAGCUGGUAAAGAACCCCCACCACCUUAUGUAUCCGCAUAAGCAAGAGAGUGAAGUGUACCUACGAACCAAUAGCUUUACUUUUCAAACAUUGAGCAAUAGUUUAUUUCACUUCCAAGAUGUAACCUCUAAGAUUUGUGUUGCUGUUUAGUUGAAAUUUUGAAGUGUAGAUAUUGUGUUCAAAAUGCUGUGGAUAGUUUUAAUAAUAUGCUUCAAUUGAAAUAGCGUGUUAAAUUGGUUUCAUGAACUUUUGGGUGGUUAGUGUUAAGGUGACAGCAGUCAUACAGUAGCUUUAUUCACCUCAAUUUGACAUGCAGUGCUAGAGAAUUUAAAUUUUUGCGUAUAAAUCAGGUGUAAAUUUCCUUUUGUAUAUACAAAACUUCCAGAUCAGUAGAAACAAGUUUCUGAAAUGCCCACUUUCUACUUUUACAAAGUACUGUACAAAAUGUAAUCUGUCAGUCUGCAAAAAAGUAACAUUCUACUUUACUCCUAAAAACCACAUUAAAGUAUUGUGCUGAAGCAAGUGGUCUCUGAAGGAACAGGAAUAAAGUUAUAGUGUUCUCACUAACCAGGUUCAUCAGAAGUAUUUACUAGGGAGAAGCAGGCAUUGGAAAGCAUGCCAAAACUGUGGCAAGUCAGGGUCCAUGUUCUAACAUAUCUGCUCUGGCCCCUGCAGCCACGCUUCUCUUCAGAAUAAACACUGCUGACACCUUUCUGCUAAUGUUUCCUUCCUGCCUGUACAGUCCCUCUCCUUUUAGCAAUCUCAAAAAAUCUGUGCUUUUAAAAUCACGUUGCUUGGUGACUAAAGAUAACUUCUUGGUAUUCAAAAUGUGGAAGUGUCUAUGGGAGUGUGCCUGUAAAUAGAGCAGAGUUUUGGAGUGUGAAUUAAGUUAUACCAAUACAGGGAUAUAUUCUUCCAGCCUGUCGGGAAAACGUGCAUCUCCUAAUAUUUUCAAAGAUCUUUCAUGUAUAUCCUGUCUGCAUCAAAGGGAAUAUGAGACUCCCUCAUAUGUCAGCUGUUUGGUGUUAAAUUAAUUCUAGUGGCACUCACCUAUCCUUACCUAAUCCAGCUAUGUUUGUGAGAGGUGCUCUUCUCUCCCCCCCCGAAAGUGCCUCUUGCACAUGUAACUUUUUUGUUGAGAGUUGUUUUAAAAAUUAAUUUAGAUAAGCAUCUAUAUUAUAUAAAUAGUCAUGUUUGUACCUCUCAUUUCUUCAUGUCACCUCUGACUCUUACUAGAUGUCAGAGCAUGUUGAGGUUCAAAGCCUUGUGCAAAGAGGCUUUGUGGAGUGUCACCAUCCUUGGGGGAGCCUCAGAAAAAAUUGUCCUUCAAGAAGCAUGAUCUUUCUGUAGCUGACCUGCAGAGCGCACACAGCAAUAUUCAUUAGGGCCAUGCAGACUUUGGUGCACUAACUCAACUCUACAGGGCCAUGUGGUGUUUGGGCAGGUUUGUGGUUCUGCCUUUUUCUGAACAAUGCCCAAACAACCCCUGUUCAGAGACUAUACAAGGACUGAUCACAACAGCAAGCCUUGAAGUGAGGGAAAGGCUUUUUUUGAAUGACCCUCUGGGUCCCCCUCCCACAUUUGUGCAAAAGCAGAUCCCAGGCUGGCCUGUGCUAUUUUGUUUGUGGUUCACUCACUCUAAGAUCAAACCAGGCAAUAGUUUGAUUGGAUCAGUUGCUAAUAUAAUGUGGCAAAAUCCCAUUUUUUUUCUGCAGGGUAGCUAGUGUUUUCCAGUGUAGACCUCAUAACCAUUUACCUUUCAGAACUGAAUUUAUUUUUGAAGUGGGCUGCCUGGACUUCUGAUACUAUGGCUGUUCAUUUUCUUCCAAUUCUUGACUGAUUUUGAAGAAUUUUUAAACAUCUGUUUUGGCAAUAAGCGGAUUGUACAUACAUCUCAUUGAAUCUGUGUAUAGUAGCUAGCCUCUCUAAUAAAAAGAUGUUUCCUUGUG
Pelodiscus sinensis (Chinese soft-shelled turtle) is the source of this 2789-nucleotide messenger RNA. The record is from RefSeq and is a predicted model, not a curated record. NCBI's taxonomy places the organism in Eukaryota, Metazoa, Chordata, Testudines, Trionychidae.